This is a messenger RNA of Triplophysa dalaica, 1996 nucleotides long. RefSeq names its product DnaJ heat shock protein family (Hsp40) member B4 (gene dnajb4). Gene Ontology annotation, cellular component: cytosol. Gene Ontology annotation, molecular function: protein-folding chaperone binding. The record is from RefSeq and is a predicted model, not a curated record. The transcript is spliced from 3 exons. Bases 144 to 1166 code for a protein of 340 amino acids. Lineage: Eukaryota; Metazoa; Chordata; Actinopteri; Cypriniformes; Nemacheilidae.
CACAAGAUCUUUAGUGCUGAGUAACCGCCUCCAAACAAACAUCACAGGACCAGCCAUCUGCAUCACGGAUUAAAGAGACAGCACUGACACCAGACACGGACAGAUUGUACAAAACGGAGAAGAAACGUUCUGCAUAGGACAAAAUGGGCAAAGAUUACUAUAAAAUUUUGGGAAUUGCGAAAGGAGCAUCGGACGACGAUAUCAAAAAGGCGUACAGAAAACAGGCUCUGAAAUGGCACCCUGACAAAAACAAAACCCCUAAUGCGGAGGAAAAAUUCAAGGAGGUCGCGGAGGCUUAUGAAGUUCUUAGUGAUCCAAAGAAACGAGAAAUAUAUGAUCAAUACGGCGAAGAAGGUCUUAAAGGAGGCGGAGGGGCAUCGGACGGGCCAGGGGGUAACUUCACCUACACCUUUCAUGGAGAUCCUCACGCGACGUUCGCCACGUUUUUCGGAGGCGCGAAUCCCUUCGAGAUGUUUUUUGGGAGGAAAGUCAAUGGACGGGACGACGAUGAUAUGGAAGUGGACGGCAGCGAUCCGUUUGGUUCUUUUACGAGUUUUAACAUCAAUGGAUUUCCACGAGACAGGCACGUCGGCCAGGGAGGCCCGCCGCGCAGAAAGCAAGACCCCGCUAUACACCACGAGCUCCGGGUAUCUUUAGAGGAGGUGUUUCACGGAUGCACCAAGCGCAUGAAAAUUUCACGCAAGCGCUUGAAUCCGGACGGUCGGACCUUGAGAACCGAGGACAAAAUCCUCACCAUUGAGAUCAAGCGUGGUUGGAAAGAAGGAACUAAAAUCACGUUUCCGCGAGAAGGCGACGAAUCUCCUAAUACCAUUCCCGCAGAUAUUGUGUUUGUCAUCAAAGACAAGCCUCACGCCCAUUUUCGACGAGAGGGCUCUGAUAUAGUGUACCCGGUUCGGGUCAGUUUGCGUCAGUCAUUAUGUGGAUGCUCUGUCACCGUGUCAACGAUAGACGGUAAAACGUGCAAUAUAAAGAUAACUGAUGUUAUCAAACCCGGCUUGAGGAAGAUAAUUGCUAGUCAAGGACUGCCCUUUCCAAAAAACCCUGAACAAAGAGGAGACCUCAUUGUGGAGUUUGACGUGAACUUUCCUGACAGUCUGCCAUCUAAUGCCAAGGAUGUCCUGAAACGACACUUGCCAACCUCGUAAAGGCAGGUUAAAUACACUUUAGUGACAUUAUAUUUGAACGAAUCAGUCCCAUCCAGAUGUGCACUAUAAUGGGAAAUCAGAUUUUGAGAAUGUGCAAUUUCUAUUUUUAUCUAAUUGUUUUUCUUUGUACAUAUAUGUGUAAUACAUAUAUGUAUUUAUACAAUACAAAUGAUGUUGCAUGGAUAUGUAUGUCACUGCAAACAUAAAGUGCAAUCUAUGUCUGAAUGCAAAUGUUUGGCUUUGGCUUCAUGGCUUUCUGGUUGUUGUUUUCAUUGAAAUCAUGCCAUAGCCUAUUGACAAGUUGUUCAGUUGAAACUUUGUACAUUUACAGUAUUACACAUAGUAAAUUAAAAUAUAUUUAGCUUUUGGCCUUUUUCACGUAGAUUCAAUUACAUGGAUUUUUUCAAGGUGAAAUCAAUCUGUACUGACAGAUCUCGUGUUUCCUAUUUGAAAUGAACGGAUGACUUGCUUAAAUGCAGUAAAUUGUAUGAUGGAAAAAGUACUGUGAAUACAUGCCUUCAAUCUAGCUGAACACUGAAGCAGUUAGCCAGACUUAUAUAUUGCCUUUUCAGGUCUGAUAUGUCAGAUCCUUUUAAAUGUGAGUGACAGGAUUUGCUCACAUAUGUAACUGUCUUUGACAGAGUCUAAAGUUAUGCUGUGGGGUGAUAGCAUACAGCAUUUAUUAAUGUCUUUGCAUAAUUAUAAUCAAUUACAUUUUCACUCUUUGGAUUACUUAUCAGUAUCUCGUGUUUGGAUAAAGUUUGAGUUUUCUGGAUAAAGUCUUUAUGAUACAUUUAAUAAAAACCGAGGUAAUCCUCUUUUAAAAUUGA